AUGGGUAAGUUAAAUUUGCUCCAGACAAUUACCGAUCACUCAAACUCUGUUCCUUCGAACAGCUUAUACUCGCCUCGCGCUAUCUACAAGGGGGGUGGGAAAUAUAUCCGCCGUAUCGAAUCACCCCACGGUGAGGUUGACUUGCCACGUGAAAAAUAUGCCGAACGGAUCGUCAACUUCGAAAAAACUCGAGAAAAACACAAAGAGAUCCAGCCGCCGAUGGCUUUCUUGAAAAACAAACCCUUAUCGUGUGCCAAGUACUUCGUGGAAGAUAUCGUCUGUGCCGAUAACAACGCGAGAAGUGAACACGAGGACGAACGAUCAGAUGGUUCCAGAGGCUCCAAGCGAAGAACCACUUGCGCUGCAGAUUGCCCGCCAUCGCCCGAGAGAGUCAAUCAAGCCGACGAAGACACAAGUAGUGAAGAUGGAGACGGCUCAGCACGACGAAGACGGAGAAGUGCCGUGUAUGAACGUCUCUACUGGAACGCGCAUGGUUCAAGAGCAACCGUGCUCGGUGGCACAGCGACGCCGGAACCUCCGACGACAGCUGAGUACGUGGCUCAUCCGAAGUGGCGUCAACACAGUCCUGAGAAAUGGGUCGGCAAUAGACCAUUCACCAGCACCACCUUGUCAAGCAACACACACACAGCGUCUCGCUCUAGUAUCUCGGGGGUGCCCUACUCCCGGGCAGUGCUUCUAGACGAUCCGUUUGCACCCACCAGAACUCCCAGCUCGCCCACCACCCCUGAAGUCCGCGCGUUGAGUUCACGUCUCCACUACCGAUACUUCCCCCAACACUCUAUCCGCCUCUGUAUCUUCUCCCCAGCUUUCAACUCUGCGUCCUCCCACACGUAA
Molecule: messenger RNA, 855 nt
Organism: Phytophthora nicotianae INRA-310
Lineage: Eukaryota; Oomycota; Peronosporomycetes; Peronosporales; Peronosporaceae
Exons: 2
Coding region: 1-855 (284 amino acids)
Source: RefSeq, a predicted model, not a curated record